Talaromyces proteolyticus is the source of this 678-nucleotide messenger RNA. Its product is annotated as HotDog domain-containing protein. The coding region runs from base 1 to 678 and encodes 225 amino acids. The transcript has a single exon. NCBI's taxonomy places the organism in Eukaryota, Fungi, Ascomycota, Eurotiomycetes, Eurotiales, Trichocomaceae. The record is from RefSeq and is a predicted model, not a curated record.
AUGGUAGGCGCAACUACGCCAAGAUCGUUACUCUCGGCAACGAUGAAGGAUCAUACUCAGUGUGGUGAUUUCCAGGGUGACUUAAGGGGGAAAAUACAGAGCGUUAUCGAAAACUCAGCACUGGUAAAGUCCCUUCGUCGGCGCGCCAACUGUCUGGAAUCCCGUCCUCUUUCUCUACCGGACGAUGUGCGUCGGGAACAUCUUGUUGCUGGCCUGAUGUCCGGCUCAGAAAGCAUUCCGGUAACGCCAUAUAGCUUUUUAGAACAAACACAAGAGGGAUAUAAGCUCACUAUGAUCUUAUACGUGGGUCCAAACCUGUCUGGACACCCCGGCUGGGCACACGGUGGUUUUAUUGCCACUCUGCUAGAUGAAUCCAUCGCACGCUGUGCCUUUCAGGCUAUGCCCACCAAAGUCGGAGUCACGGCGAAUCUCUCAAUCAAUUACCGCAAACCAAUCCAGUUGAGACAAUACCUGGUGGUUACUGCGAGAACAGUUCGCACAGAAGGACGCAAGGUCUUUGCAGAGGGUUGGAUAGAAAAAUUUCAAGCCGAUGAUGAUAAUUACGAGCAAGAAAUCCUUGCCGAAGCAUCUGCUGUGGUGGUCAGUCUUCAGCAAGUUAGUUCUGAAGUAAGUUUAAUAACCAAAUGUGACACACCAAAUAUAGCAUUCUUUCACUAA